AGCGGCGGCGGAAGCGGCUUCGGGUCCUGGCGACGCGGACAUGGCGGAGGCGGUGCGGGAGGAGCUCUCGGCGCUGGCCGCGAUUUUCUGCGGGCCCCGCGAGUGGGAGGUGUUGAGCUGUUCAGAGACAGAUGGGGCUGUAUUGAGAAUUCACACAACAGCUGAAGGACUUGUGGGUGAGGAUGUGCCCUUAGCACUGGUGUUCCAUUUACCAGCCGGCUACCCUCUGUGCCUGCCCGGCAUCUCUGUUAACUCAGACCGUCUGACCAGGGCCCAGUGCGUUACCAUGAAGGAGAAGUUACUUGAAGAGGCCGGGAAGCUUUUGUCAGAACCUAUGGUUCACGAGCUGGUUCUUUGGAUUCAGCAGAAUCUCAGACUUGUCCUCAGCCAGCCAGAGACGGCAAGCAGCAGUGAGAAGUGUGCUUCGCCAGAAAGCACAACUGAGGAUGACGGCGUGUGGACAACUCUAUUGCAUUUAGAUCACAUGAGAGCAAGGACCAAAUAUGUCAAAGCUGUGGAGAAGUGGGCUUCAGCGCUAAGGCUGACAGGAAGACUGAUGUUCAUGGGUAAACUAAUACUGAUUUUACUACAAGGAGGCAGAAGCAACAUCAAGGAGUACCUGAUUCUUCAGAAAACCUCCAAAGUGGACGUGGACUCAAGUGGAAAGAAAUGCAAAGAGAAAAUGAUUAGUGUACUGUCUGAAACAAAAGUGCAAACGGAACACAAAAGGUUCCUGGCGUUUGAAGUCAGAGAGUAUUCCACACUGGCGGAGUUACAAAAGGAAUUUGAGACUGCAGGACUUGGGGGGCUCUUCUCAGAAUGUGUACUCGGGCUGGUGAAAUGAAGUGACUGAC
This is a messenger RNA of Acomys russatus (golden spiny mouse), 854 nucleotides long. RefSeq names its product RWD domain containing 3 (gene Rwdd3). Gene Ontology annotation, biological process: positive regulation of protein sumoylation; positive regulation of hypoxia-inducible factor-1alpha signaling pathway. The record is from RefSeq and is a predicted model, not a curated record. Lineage: Eukaryota; Metazoa; Chordata; Mammalia; Rodentia; Muridae. The transcript has 4 exons. Gene Ontology annotation, molecular function: protein binding. Bases 41 to 844 code for a protein of 267 amino acids.